UCUCCGUCCGAAUGGUAAGCGUGCUAUGACCACCUCCCUGGUCCUGAAUCCUCGUUGGGCGGAUACUGUAAUGUUUGUGUAUGAAAACAGUUUGGAUGAGCUAAACAAAAACAUGGAAGGUCUGGUUGGUAGCAGCAAUUUCGCGGCCAACCAGUGCAGAAAUCUGAUAGCUCACUCAGCUCUGAGCGGUCACCCUUCCAGCCUUGUGCAUGGUUCCAACUAUUCCACCGUGGACGUGAGUACCUCGAGUUCAGGAGAAACGAGCAAGCAAUGCACUCCGUGCGCAGCGGUAAAUCAACCGUCGUCCACGGGGCCUAUACCUUAUGGCUACUUCGGCAACAGUUAUUAUCCGUGCAGGAUGGGGAGGGGUUCGCUUAAGACUUGCACGCAGCCGAGCGCACUUGGCUACUCUGCAGAGAAAUAUAUGGACACGCCGGUUACAUCGGAAGAAUACCCCACCAGGGCCAAAGAGUUCGCCUUUUACCACGGUUACCAUGGUCCUUAUCAGUCAAUGGCUAGCUAUUUGGAUGUGUCCGUUGUACAGACACUAGGGACCAGCGAGCCACGGCACGAUAGUCUCCUCCCUAUGGACAGUUACCAACCUUGGGCUCUGGCUAAUGGAUGGGGAAGCCAAAUGUACUGUUCCAAAGACCAGAGCCAAACCGGCCAUCUGUGGAAAUCUGCAUUAGCAGAUGUUGUUGCCCACCAACAUGACGGAGGCUCUUUUCGCCGAGGUAGAAAGAAAAGGAUACCGUAUACCAAACUGCAACUAAAGGAACUGGAGAAAGAGUAUGCAGCCAACAAAUUUAUCACAAAAGACAAGAGGAGAAAGAUUUCUGCGGUAACCAACUUGUCCGAGAGGCAGAUUACAAUCUGGUUUCAGAAUAGGAGGGUGAAAGAAAAGAAAUUUGUUGCCAAAGUUAAGAACAGCGCUGCAUAAUGGGAAUUUGAGCAAAGACAUUUUUUUUUUUAUCUGUGACUCAGAUUAAAGAAAAAUUCCUACUGACAUUAACUUGGAUUUUUUUGUGCUCUCUUGUCUGCGUAUUGACAUCGCGAACUAAUAAAAGUAUUAGGAUCAUUUAGUAUAGAAAGUACAUAAAAAUACUAUAUUCCUGUAAAACUGCCUGCCAAAAUAUGCCGCCGUGGGAAUUUACAUAUACAAUAUAAAUGUUAGAAUGUUAAGCAUGUCGAUGUUGUUACUGCAAUAGAAAAAUAGCUUGUUAAACUAUAUACCCAUCAAUAUUAUUUCUAACACACUUAUGGCAUAUAUUAAAUGUAUAGGUAUAUAUUACAAUACGAAAAUCACGUUAAUCUUUUAAAAUAAUUUACUGACCUAAUUUUCAUAAUUGAUUAAUUUGUAAAUUGUGCUAGUGGAUACGACAGGAGUUGUCCUGUAAAUGUCCCAUUUACAUUCAUCUUAAUUUCAAACAAAUUACAAUCUUGCUAGGGUGUCUAAACAGUCCUGUCAAGCUGUCACCCUGCAACAAGUUUAUGACCACUUCUGUGUUAUCUUUUUAUUGUCAGCAUUUUUGACAAUCCUAGACACGGGACUUUUUGUUCUUUUUGAUAUACCUUAGCGUAAAUAUGGUACAUCAUAUUUCCAAUUUAUGUGGACCAACAAUUAAAAAUUAAAACUUGUGUG
Clarias gariepinus (North African catfish) is the source of this 1642-nucleotide messenger RNA. It is a transcript of the gene hoxb13a, whose product is annotated as homeobox B13a. Gene Ontology annotation, molecular function: DNA-binding transcription factor activity, RNA polymerase II-specific; RNA polymerase II cis-regulatory region sequence-specific DNA binding. The coding region runs from base 26 to 940 and encodes 304 amino acids. NCBI's taxonomy places the organism in Eukaryota, Metazoa, Chordata, Actinopteri, Siluriformes, Clariidae. The record is from RefSeq and is a predicted model, not a curated record. Gene Ontology annotation, biological process: regulation of transcription by RNA polymerase II. The transcript has 2 exons.